Messenger RNA from Cuculus canorus (common cuckoo), 4506 nucleotides. RefSeq names its product DAZ interacting zinc finger protein 1 like (gene DZIP1L). The transcript is spliced from 14 exons. NCBI's taxonomy places the organism in Eukaryota, Metazoa, Chordata, Aves, Cuculiformes, Cuculidae. The record is from RefSeq and is a predicted model, not a curated record. Gene Ontology annotation, cellular component: ciliary basal body; cytoplasm. Gene Ontology annotation, biological process: cilium assembly. The coding region runs from base 1 to 2154 and encodes 717 amino acids.
AUGCAUGCCUUGUCCAAACUUCUCUCCCCACUCCAUUCCAGCCUGUGGCAUCAGGAGCUGCUUUUCCUCCAUGACUUGGACUUUCCGGAGGGGCUGCAGGGGAGGAGUGUAGAGUUACAGCCCAGAAAGUCCUCCCUGUUUCCAUAUGCCUUCAGCCAACCCCUGGCUGCUUCCACCUCUCAUCGCCCACGUUCAUCGCUCCUGUUCUCGUCCCCUCUUUUCUGUUUCUGUCUCAGGCAACGACCCUUUUCUGCAGGCAUUCACCACCUACGGCAGCAGCCUGGAGCUGUGGGGAUGCCCGGAGCAGCUCCAGGACUCACCAUCCCGGUGGACAUCCCCGCCUUCCACUUCCAGGCCCGCCGGCUCAGCAUAGACUGGCGUCGCCUCGGUGCCAUCGACGUGGAGCGGGUGGCCCGGGAGGUGGACGUGGCUGCUCUCCAGCAGCACAUCACCAGUAUCACCUUCUGCAACCUGGACGGGGAGCGGUGCCCUCACUGCGGGCAGCCAGCCGACCCCAUCCUGCUGAAGGUGCUGAGGAUGGCCCAGCUGAGCAUCGAGUACCUGCUGCACUGCCAGGAGCGCCUGGGGACCAGCCUGGCCACGCAUGCCCAGCACCUGCGAGCUGCCCACGCCGAGCUGGCUUGCACCCAGCAGCAGGCGGCGGAGCAGGCGGCACAGCUCCAGGGGGCGAAGGAGGAGAACAGGGCAUGGAAGAAGCUGAUUGCCACACAGCAGCUCUUCCUGCGAGCUGGCCCCAGCGCCUACUGCAAGUGCCACCUCUGUGACAAAGCCUUCAUGAACUACUCCUUCCUGCAAGCCCAUGUGCAGCGCCGGCACACAGAGGCCACCAAGGCGGAGCGGCAGAAAGUGAAGCAGGUGGAGCAAAUGGAAGAAGAGGUGGAGGAGCUGAAGGCAAAACUGCAGGAGACGCAGCAGCAGCUGGAAGCAGAGAAGCUGCGCAGGGAGCAGGAAAUGGAGAGAGCUCGCCAGCAAGAAGAGGAGAGCAGGAGAGACUGGGAAAGGUGGAAAGAGGAGGAGAGGACAAAGCUGCGUGAAGAAAUAGAUGGCCUGAAGCAGCUCUUCCUGACAACAUUCAAGGAUGUGGCCAGCAGGAGCAGCGCCAUGGAGGCGAAACUGCAGGAGCUUCAGGCCAGAGAGACAGCAGAGUCCAACCUGGGGACCCUGCAGAAUGAUGAUGCUGAGGAAGCACAAUGGUGGGCAUCGAGCCAGGCAGAGCCACAGAGUGAGCGGGAGAGGAUGGCAGGGCAGAUUGAGCUGCUCUCUGCGAGCAAACCUGAAGUGACCCAGGAGGUGACCAAAGUGGUGACUGAUGAAGAGCCAUCAGACAGGGAGAAGGCUUCCCUGGGUGGGAAGCAGAGGCUGCUGGAAGCCCUACGGAGAAACCCAAACCUUCUGAAGCAGUUUCGCCCCAUCCUGGAGGAGAUGUUGGAGGAAAAGCUGGAGCACAUGGGUGUCAAGAGGGUUGUGAAGGGGAUCUCCACUCCUACCUACAAAAGCCUUCAGGCUCUGGUUAGCCUUGAGCAGCAACAGAAGGCUGAGAUGUUUCCCAGUCUCCUCCGCCUGAGGCGUGAGUUGGCCCGAGCAGUGACAGCGAAAAUCAAGCGAUAUAAGAAGCCCAGCAGUACCUUGCCUCGACAGCUCUCCAUCAUCCCAGCUCAAAGCCCAAAGAGCUCCAGGUCUUUUCGAGGGUCACAACCCACAGCAAUACCAGCAUCAGCAGAGCCUGAAGCCUUGGUAAUCCCCCAACCUGCUCCUUGUAGCAGAGCCCGCUCCACCCAGCACUCUCCAAGGACUCUCAAGGACACGCUGCGGCUCGACAAAGCCAGCAGUCCCCACCGAGGGCUGGUGCCACAGCAGAGUUCAGGAGUGGUGCUGGGAAGGAAGGAUCCUGCCACGUCCCCUGCGAAGCGAAGCUCUAGGCAGGAGUCAGCACUCACUGCAGUGAUGCCGGAAGAUGAGACGGACUCUGACAGGAUGGACCUGGACUCACCGGAGGAAACAGCUGGGUCAGGGACAGCCACAUCCACAGCACGGAGGCUUCUGGAGAGAUGCCAGGAUGCAGCGGCACGGAAACCUCCCAGCAAGGUGAAACGCUUCCAAGCCGUAAGCUCAGCAUUGCAAAAAACGAGCUAGGCCACCAAGAAACUCCAGGUACCUCACACAAAUGGCCACAGGGACAUUCUCUGACAAAAUUUCCAGGAAAAGGUCAUGUUAAAGCCUCUUCUCCACUUGUAUCCAUCAGCAGUGCUCCAAGGCACAGCCUGUGCCCAGGGAGACGGAACUCACGGCAGCAGAGACUUGGCCCUUGGCCCCAUCACCCUCUUCCAGGCAUCUGUCCUUCUCUUCUCUUUGUGUUUUUCCAUUCACCCUCUUUGGGGGGAAAAAAGAAAAAUCAGUUUUCAUGCAGUUGGGAGCAGAAUCCUAAGUGCCAGGGAAUCGAAUUGAGAAAAGGUCUCUGGAACAAAUCUAGAGAUAAUUGGAGCGAUGCAAUGGCAAAAUUAUUAAAUUAGUAAAACGGGACUUAAACAUAACCUCAAUUCGUGGGGGAGAGCUGAUGUAAUUGAAGUAGCGUCAGAAUCCAAUUGCUUUUUGAGAGAAAAAAAAUUUAUAAAGAUUUUACCCGAGGAAGGCCUGGCACAAACAUGGGGAAAAUUCUUUUUUAUUGCAGUGGAGAUGAAAUUCUAGGUCUUCAUCUGGCAAAGUGAAAAAAGGAACUUGUGAGCUAUGGAAACAGAGAAAGGGGCUCCCAUGUUGUGUCCAGAUGCAAAGGUGUUCGUCCCUCUUUGUUCUAAUUUUUGUAUCAGCCUGAUGGGCAAGAAAACAUAGAAUGGUUUGGGUUAGAAACCCCAAAGCCCAUCCAGUGCCACCCCUGCCAUGGGCAGGGACACCUCCCACUGGAUCAGGGGCUCCAAGCCCCAUCCAACCUGGCCUGGAACCCCUCCAGGGAUGGGGCAGCCACCACUGCUCUGGGCACCCUGGGCCAGGGCCUCCCCACCCUCACAGCAAAACAUUUCUCCCUAAGAUCUCAUCUCCAUCUCCCCUCUUUCACAUGGAAAACGUUCCCCUCAUCCCAUCGCUGCCCUCCCUGAUCCAGAGCCCCUCCCCAGCUUUCCUGGAGCCCCUUUCAGCCCUGGAAGCUGCUCUGAGGGUCUCCCCUGAGGCUUCUCCUCUCCAGGCUGAACAACCCCACCUCUCCCAUCGUGUCCUCGAACAGAGCUGCCCCAGCGCUCGGAUCAUCUCCGCGGCCUCCUCGGGGCUCUCUCCAGCCCCGUUCCUGCUGCUUUGCGGCGGGGCCGGUGCGGGGCUCUGACGGGCAGCGGCGGGUCCCGUGCCCGCGGCCGCUGGAUGGUGCCACAGCACCAGAAACGGGCGGCAGCCGCCCCGCAGCCUCGGGAGCGGCUCAGGGCCCGCGCUGCGCCCUCCGGAGAGGAGCGACUCCCGCUCCCCUCCACUCGUGCCCGGAGCGAAGUGCCCGAGGGUGCCGUGAGCUUUCCGAGCCUCGGCGGCUCCCCCGCACUCGGCCUCGGCCUCUCUGCGGUUGUCUGUGGCUUUUUUCCUAUUCUUUAAGCACUCCAAAAAAGCAGAGGCGGGGAGGGGAGAGAGCGGCUUUCCUUUGUGCUGUGUUUCUCUUCACUGGUGCUCCCGAGAGCAAUGGAAAAGGUCUCAUUUUCCUGCUCUGGGAAGAACCUUUCUUUCUUGAGUUGGUGAAACUCCAACCCAAAGGAUGAUUUUAAACAUAGCCGCAUAAGCCUGACUACUGCUCGCGCCUCUCUGUGUAAAUUUAAGUGUGUUUUCUUACUGCUUUCUGUAUUUUGUACAUUUAUGGUAACGCUUCUAUGAUCUUGAUCCCUCAAAAGUAGGAGAUUUUGGAAAAUGCAUUAGAAAAAAGUAGCAUUUCAUGUUUGCUCUUCUCUUUUCCAACCCUCUCCACCACUGGUUCAAACUUCUACUGUUCCCUAGCAUUGCGUAUGGAUUUUAAUGCCAGGGAGCAGAGAUCCCAGCCAGCGCUGAGUAGAACAGGGUGAGUUAAUUUAAUUUCACUGACCAGCAAAUGUUUCGUCUAGGUAAGCGUUCACAAACAGCAGGAACCCCUCAAAGACUGUCAGUCCAUACCUCCCAAUGGUGCACACUGCCCUGGGUGCUCGUACCCACCGCCACGAUGUGGCUCUGUAACUGAGCGCCUUGGAAAGGCGUGGGGUUUUUCCAUUUUAAUCAUCCAAGUCUAAGAACUACACUUGCCUUGUGUUAGUCAUUGCUUACAGUGCUCUGGCCGGAUGUGUUACUUCAUGCUUAAUUUAUCAGCUGGUGUUCUUUUUGGUGAGUAUCGAUCAUAGCAAACACUGCUGGCGAUUAAUUAAAUAACAGAGGGAUGUUUUCAGAGCACUGCGUUGGUAAUGGGAAAAAGAACUGAGCCCCUUUCAGGCUGGGAGAGUUGGGGUUGUUCAGCCUGGAGAGGAGAAGGCUGUGGGGAGACCUCAGAGCAGC